Molecule: messenger RNA, 2409 nt
Organism: Lepus europaeus (European hare)
Lineage: Eukaryota; Metazoa; Chordata; Mammalia; Lagomorpha; Leporidae
Gene: NPAS4
Product: neuronal PAS domain protein 4
Exons: 8
Coding region: 1-2409 (802 amino acids)
Biological process (GO): regulation of transcription by RNA polymerase II
Molecular function (GO): protein dimerization activity; DNA-binding transcription factor activity, RNA polymerase II-specific; RNA polymerase II transcription regulatory region sequence-specific DNA binding
Source: RefSeq, a predicted model, not a curated record
AUGUACCGCUCCACCAAGGGCGCCUCCAAGGCGCGCCGCGACCAGAUCAACGCGGAGAUCCGCAGCCUCAAGGAGCUGCUGCCGCUGGCCGAAGCGGACAAGGUCCGGCUGUCCUACCUGCACAUCAUGAGCCUCGCCUGCAUCUACACUCGCAAGGGCGUCUUCUUCGCUGGAGGCACUGCUCUGGAGGGUCCCACGGGGCUCCUCUCCGCUCAAGAGCUUGAAGACAUCGUGGCAGCACUACCUGGAUUCCUGCUUGCGUUCACAGCCGAGGGGAAGUUGCUGUACCUGUCUGAGAGCGUGAGCGAGCACCUGGGCCACUCCAUGGUGGACCUGGUUGCCCAAGGUGAUAGUAUCUACGACAUCAUUGACCCAGCUGACCACCUCACUGUGCGCCAGCAACUCACCCUGCCCUCUGCCCUGGACACUGAUCGUCUCUUCCGCUGUCGCUUCAACACCUCCAAGUCCCUCAGGCGCCAGAGCGCAGGCAAAAAACUGGUGCUCAUUCGAGGCCGAUUCCACGCUCACCCGCCUGGAGCCUACUGGGCCGGAAACCCCGUGUUCACAGCUUUCUGUGCCCCAUUGGAACCAAGACCUCGCCCUGGCCCUGGUCCUGGCCCUGGCCCUGCCUCGCUCUUCCUGGCCAUGUUCCAGAGCCGUCAUGCUAAAGACCUGGCCAUUUUGGACAUCUCUGAAAGUGUCAUAAUCUACCUGGGCUUUGAGCACAGUGAACUGCUCUGUAAAUCAUGGUAUGGACUGCUGCACCCCGAGGAUCUGGCCCACGCUUCUGCUCAACACUACCGCCUGUUGACUGAGAGUGGAGAUAUUCAGGCGGAGAUGGUGGUGAGACUGCAGGCCAAAUCUGGAGGCUGGGCGUGGAUCUACUGCCUGUUAUACUCAGAAGGUCCAGAGGGCCCCAUCACUGCCAAUAACUACCCGAUCAGUGACUCGGAAGCCUGGAGCCUCCGCCAGCAGCUGAACUCUGAAGACACCCUAGCGUCCUACAUCCUGGGCGCCCCGGCCAUGCCGCCCUCAUUCCCUGAGAACAUCCACUCCCAGGAGCAGUGCUCCAGCCCUAACCCGCUCUUCACCCCAGCCUUGGGGGCUCCCAGAAGCACCAACUUCCCCGGUGCUCCUCAACUUGGCGUUGUCUCCACAUCAGAAGAGCUUCCUCAAGCCCCCAAAGAGGUGGACUUUAGAUACCUGACGUUCCCUUCCGGGCCUGCGCCUUCUCUCCAGGCAGACCUGAGCAAGGACCUCGUGUGCACUCCGCCCUACACGCCCCACCAGCCCGGAGGCUGUGCCUUCCUCUUCAGCCUCCAUGAGCCCUUCCAGACCCACUUGCCCACCCCGUCCAGCUCUCUCCAAGAACAGCUGACUCCAAGCACCGUGACCUUUUCGGACCAGUUGACGCCCAGCAGUGCAACCUUCCCGGACCCACUCACCAGCCCACUCCAAGGCCAGUUGACCGAAACCCCAGCCAGAAGCUAUGAGGAGCAGCUGACUCCCUGCACCUCCACCUUCCCUGACCCGCUGCUUCCGGGCACUGCCACCUUCCCGGAGCCCCUGGGCAGCCCUGCCCGCGAGCAGCUGACUCCUCCCAGCACAGCGUUCCAAGCGCAGCUGAACAGCCCCAGCCAGACUUUCCCGGAGCAACUGAGCCCCAACCCCACCAAGACUUACUUCGCCCAGGAGGGAUGCAGCUUUCUCUAUGAGAAAUUGCCCCCGAGUCCUAGCAGCCCUGGUAAUGGGGACUGCACACUCCUGGCCCUAGCCCAGCUCCGGGGUCCCCUCUCCGUGGAUGUCCCCCUGGUGCCCGAAGGCCUGCUCACACCCGAGGCCUCUCCAGUCAAGCAGAGCUUCUUCCACUACUCUGAGAAAGAGCAGCAUGAGAUCGACCGCCUCAUCCAGCAGAUUAGCCAGCUGGCCCAGGGCAUGGACAGGCCUUUCUCGGCUGAGGCUGGCGCCGGCGGGCUGGAGCCACUGGGAGGGCUGGAGCCUCUGGACUCCAAUCUGUCUCUGUCGGGGGCUGGCCCCCCGGUGCUUAGCCUGGACCUGAAGCCCUGGAAGUGCCAGGAGCUGGAUUUCCUGGCUGACCCUGACAGCAUAUUCCUGGAAGAGAUGCCCGUGGAAGACAUCUUCAUGGAUCUCUCCACCCCAGACCCCAAUGGGGAAUGGGGCUCGGGGGACCCUGAGGCUGAGGGCCCGGGAGGGGCCCCAUCGCCUUGCAACAACCUGUCCCCAGAAGACCACAGCUUCCUGGAGGACCUGGCCACAUACGAAACCGCCUUUGAGACAGGUGUCUCAGCAUUCCCCUACGACGGGUUUACUGAUGAGUUGCAUCAACUCCAGAGCCGAGUUCAAGACAGCUUCCACGAAGAUGGAAGUGGAGGGGAACCAACGUUUUGA